AUGGACGACUUCUUCCGCACCCAGCAGAGCCCCCGUGGUGAGCCCCAGGUGAGCGGGGCCUUCGUGUCGCCUCCUCGCAACGGGCCUCUGCUGCCGCGCCGCUUCACCACCGACUCCGGUCGUGUACCAACACUGUCGUCGAUUACCCCGAUUCCGCGCGCCGGCGAGCCGCAAGACUUUGCUUCAACCACGGCUCUGCAUAAAGUUCAAUUGCUAGAAAAAAAACGGAUGGACUACGAAAGGCUUCGAGAGCACAGACGGCGCUUUGAAGCCGAGAUCUACAAGCUGGACGCCCAGCAGCGGCUGGAGGAGAUGGAGCUUCAGAAGAUGGCGGAGGAUUUGAAUGCUCGGUAUGGCGGCCAUCAGUCCGAGCCGACAACACCGCCUGAGUAUCGCGAAACUUCGGGCUUCCCUUCGAUCUUCUCGAGACCGAACCGUUAUUCGACCUCGAGCCUCGCUUCUCCGCCCGGCCUCUUCAACCGCCCAGGACGGUCCGGCUCGCUUCUUACCUCGCCUCUUUCCGGCACUCUGCCGUCCCGCUUCCCCUUCGACGACAUCCCAUCACGCUCGGUGCCAGGCUCUCGGCGGAACAGUGACGAAGACGAGAAGGAAGAGGCAGUCCGGCAGGACCCCACAAGCCAUCGUUCAACAAACGCACUCAACCGCUAUUCUAUGCCCGUGACCCGCUCCCGGACAUACUUGACCGACAUCGGCCUCGAGGACAGCAACAACACGACCGGCUUCUUGUUUGGCGACGAGGAUUCUACCUCGGCGGGGACCGGAACGGCGCACACAGCCCAGGUUGGUAAUACCGACUCCUUCGCAUCCUUAUUUCGGCAGCAGGCAUAUCCAAGCAUGACGUCUGCAUCCUCGGCUGCUCCCGACCUUUUCCCUUUCCAGACUUCUGGGUCUGAGAAUCAUCCCUCCAAGGGCUGGAACAGUAUUAACAAGCAUCGCCACAAGCAGAGUAUGUCUACCAUGGGCUCCACCCAGCACAACGGCGGUGCUUCGAUCGGUUCGCCGUCCGAGGCCAGCACCAUCGGCAGCAACCGUCCGGCCAACGUCCGCCACUCGGUGGACGGCAUGAAGCUUUUCCCGGAAACCGCUACCGCUGCAUCCGAUACGCCGGCAACCUCGGUCGUCUCCCCGCCCACGGCCCACGCCUUGGCUUCACCUCCCAAGCUGCACCAGUCCUACUCUGCGAACGACGUGCCGACUGUCAAGACCAACGGCACCUCCACCCUGGGUGGCAACGCCAACAACCACGCCCAGCAGCACUUCCACAACCACAACGCCAGCAUUGGCCGCAUCCCGGCCGGCGCCAUGCCCAGCCGCCACAACCGCGAGCUAUCGGCGGAUGCCUCUUCGGCUAAUGGCCGCGACACUUCCGCUUAUCCGUCCAUCACCUCGACAUUGCAUGCCAACGCACCGCCCUUUGGUCCGGCUUCGACUCAGCCGGCGCAGUCUCCAUCUGCUGCGACGCCAGCUGUGGCCGCACAUGCUCCUGCGAUGCCGUACCCGUUCUACCCCCCCGGCCCUGGUUACAAUGCUAUGGGCGCUCCUCCUCCUGGCGGCUACAAUACUCUCCCCAUGCUCAUGCAGAACAUGUCGAUUGCAAACGGCAAUCAGCCUGCCAUGUAUUCGCAGCAGAACUUCACAGGGUACAAUCCCCUCUACAACCAGCCUCCUGCUCCUCGCUCGCAUCAGGACAGCCAGGCGCGCGUCAUCCAGAGUCGCCGCCAGAUGGACAGUGAAGCCAUGGCUCGGUUCAACAACUUGCCGCUUGAGCAAGUCGGCGGUACCAUCUACUCUCUGUGCAAGGACCAACACGGCUGCCGCUACUUGCAAAAGCAGCUUGAGAACCGCAUUCCCGAGCAGAUCCACAUGAUUUGGCUCGAGACCAACCAGCACGUAGUGGAGCUGAUGACCGAUCCCUUCGGCAAUUACCUCUGCCAGAAGUUGCUGGAGUACUGCAACGACGACGAGCGCACUGUCCUGAUUCAGAAUGCCGCGUCGAACAUGGUGACGAUCGCCUUGAACCAGCAUGGUACUCGAGCCCUCCAGAAGAUGAUCGAGCAUGUGACCACGCAGGUCCAGAUCAACCUGAUCGUCGAGGCUCUGCGCAACCAGGUCGUCGAGCUCAUCCAGGAUCUCAACGGCAACCACGUCAUCCAAAAGUGCCUGAACAAGCUCAGCGCUGCCGAUGCCUCUUUCAUCUUCGAUGCUGUCGGCAAGCACUGCGUCGAAGUGGGCACACACCGUCAUGGCUGUUGCGUUCUCCAGCGCUGCAUUGACCAUGCGGAUGGUGCCCAGAAGGUGUGGCUUAUUGAGCGCAUCACCGAGCAUGCCGUCACGCUGGUGCAGGAUCCAUUUGGGAACUACGUCGUUCAGUACAUCAUCGACCUCAACGAGGAGACUUUCACAGAGCCCCUUGUUGCGCAGUUCCAGGGCCGCAUCGGCGCCCUCUCCAAGCACAAGUUUAGCUCCAACGUCGUCGAGAAAUGUCUGCGCUGCUCUUCUGAACAGUCUCGGGACAUGAUCGUUUCGGAGCUCUUGGCUCCUGGCGAAAUCGACCGCCUGCUCCGCGACUCGUUUGGAAACUAUGUGAUCCAGACCGCCCUCGACUACGCAACUCCCAUGUCAAAGCACCGGCUUAUCGAGGCGAUUCGACCCAUCCUCCCGAGCAUCCGCGCGACGCCCUAUGGCCGUCGCAUCCAGGCCAAGAUCCAGGCAUACGAUAGCCGGACCGGCCCCAACAAUACCGGGCAGGUCCUGCCAACGGACCCAGCUGGCGGCCAGAUUCCCAUCCGUCCUGUCCACAGCCGUGCCAUGCCCAAUGGUGCCUCGAUUCUUGCGACCGGAGCUUACGCAAAUGGUGUCAAUGGUGCCAACGGCGCAGGUAUGAACGGUGCUAUGUACCCAAGCAGUUCGGUCAUCGCCGUUCCCGGCCCGCAGAACCAGACUCCCAUGUCGCCGCCCCGCGGCCAGCAGCAAUUCUCGCCUCAGUUCAAUCCAAUGGGCUCUACUGAAAACGGCGAGACGCAGUGGGUCUAA
Messenger RNA from Parathielavia appendiculata, 3054 nucleotides. Its product is annotated as ARM repeat-containing protein. Gene Ontology annotation, molecular function: mRNA binding. The transcript is spliced from 6 exons. The record is from RefSeq and is a predicted model, not a curated record. Gene Ontology annotation, cellular component: cytoplasm. Bases 1 to 3054 code for a protein of 1017 amino acids. Lineage: Eukaryota; Fungi; Ascomycota; Sordariomycetes; Sordariales; Chaetomiaceae. Gene Ontology annotation, biological process: post-transcriptional regulation of gene expression.